AGUAGCCCCCCACUUAUCCACAGCUUAGCUUUCUGUGGUUUCAGUUAUCCAGUCCAGAAGUAUACGAUUCUCCUUAUGACACAUCAUCAGAAGGUCAAUAACGGCCUAACAUUAUGUCACAAUGCCUACAUCAUUCACCUCACUUCAUCUCAUCAUGUAGGCAUUUGAUUUCACAUCACCACAAAAAGGGAAAAUAAUCAUCCCAAUGUGCGGAAGCUACCAAGAUUCACAAAAGACACCAUUUAAAACCGCCCUGUGACUGAGUGUCACCCAGUGGUGACACCACGAGAUGCAGGGCCCUCCGCGAGAUGAAAAGGAGAGAGAGAAACCUAGGGCUCUCCCAAAACAUCACAGUUAAGAGUGAGCAGUGUUCCCGCUGGUAAGGACAGGGCGGGGGCGGCGGCGGCGGCGGGGAAUCCGAGGACUGCUGGAUCCCAGGUGCUGUGCCUUCACGACCCGAGGUCCCCGAGGUCGCUGGCGUCUGAGAGGCCUAGCUCCUGAGGCCUCUCCUCAGAUUUCAAAGUUAGCUCCGAGGGCGUAACCCCACUUAAAAAAAAAAAAAAAAAAAGGAGUGGGCGCGUUCUCGUGUCCGAAAGGCGGACGGGGAGAAACACAAAGCUGCCGUCAUCAGCGGACGGGAAUGCCGGCCUGGGAAAACGGACGGGAACGCGUCGACCCAGGAAAAAAAAAGGGGUCCUGGCUCCAGCGCGGGGCAAAAGGGGGGACCACUGACGUAAUGCACCUCUGACGAGAACCGAGAAGGGACCGGAGCAGGUUGGAAGCACUUGCACGCCCGGCGGGGAAGGGACGGAUGAUACGAGGGCGAAGAAAGAGCCGAAAUAGCAAAGAUGCCGCAAAACCAUACGGAGAAGUGGGAAAUUCGGGAAGGCGUAGUGGGCAAGACCAGAGGCACAAAAGAAAAGAACUACGGCGGGAGCCAGGAAGCGAAGUGGAAAAGCCGGCAAGGCGGACACGUAGUAAAAGGCGCAAGCCGGCCGGCAGAACGCAGUCCCCAGAACGCCUAAGGCAGCCUCUCCCCGCCUCACGGUACCUUCAGCUUAUGGAGCUCCACCGUCUCCGCCGCCAUCUUGCCGCCCCUCCAGGCCGCCACCCCCGCCCGCGGCCUCCGCUUCCCGGAGCUCCCGCCUGGCCGCCGCGAGCCACGCGGACCAAUCGCGGUGGCUCUUACUCCCGCCUCACACUACCAACCCCUCCCAUUAGUCCAGAGCGGACGUCGCGCUCGCCGGGCCGGCGGCUUCCCCCGGCUCUCUCCGAAGGCGGGGCGGGGGAGGGGCGGGCCCUGCGCGGUCCGAACGGCGGAAACGGCGGCCAAUCGCGCGGCCCCGUCGCAAACUGCCAGCCAAUGGGUGGCGGCAGCGCUGACCGCGUUCCACCAAUAGGGGGAGGGCGGCUGGGCGGGGGCGGUGGCUUCCUGGAGACCGCAGGUGUGGGAGCGGACGCCGCGCCUCGAGUGGGACCCGCUGGGGAAGCCGCAGGCCACGGGGAUGAGAGAAACGACGGCAAGCCCCCAAGGAAGUGAAAGGGACACCCUUUGAGACCCCUGACCAAGGGAAGGCUCGGCUACUGACACACUGGGAACAGAUGGACUACGGGCUCCAAUUUACCUCCUCCCGCAAAUUCCUCAGCAUCUCUCCUAUUGUACU
Messenger RNA from Canis lupus familiaris (dog), 1664 nucleotides. It is a transcript of the gene ORMDL2, whose product is annotated as ORMDL sphingolipid biosynthesis regulator 2. The transcript is spliced from 4 exons. Gene Ontology annotation, biological process: negative regulation of ceramide biosynthetic process; ceramide metabolic process; intracellular sphingolipid homeostasis. Gene Ontology annotation, cellular component: endoplasmic reticulum membrane. The record is from RefSeq and is a predicted model, not a curated record. Lineage: Eukaryota; Metazoa; Chordata; Mammalia; Carnivora; Canidae. Bases 812 to 1540 code for a protein of 242 amino acids.